UCUAUUGAUCAUUUUGCUGUCUUUUUUGUCUUUCUUAUUUUAAAUAGCGUAUACAUAAUUGUAUACUAUAAAUAGUUUCUAAUGGUUUUCCACAUUAUUAGAUCAUAUUCACAAUCGUAGUUAAGUGCUAGAACAAACCAUGGAUCGUUAUCCUGGAAUAUCAAAUGGAAGACACAAGAAUCCUGAUUAUUCCAUGGCAACGGAAAGACUGGCAACACUCACAGACGUGGCAACAUUCAAAGACUGGUCAACAAAUGGGAUCUCUAUUGAAGAAUUAUCGAGUGCGGGAUUUUAUGCUACAGGAAGCCGAGACUCUGUAAAAUGUUUUUACUGCGGAGGAGGGAUGCAACACUGGCAACAGGAGGAUGAUCCUUGGCUAGAGCAUGCAAGACAUUUUCCAGAUUGUGACUUUUUAAAGCUACAUGUAGAAGAAGAGUUUAUAAAAAGGGCAAACUAUGUGGAUGGAAAAGAUGCAAUGGAAUCAACAUGUGGGCAGGUGAAAAAACGUCUUGUUCCUGAUCAGCUAAUAGACGAUUUGUACAGUAAGGCAUCCUUGCUGCUUAUGGACAAAGGGAACAAGCAAGAGAUUGUUGAACAUGCGAUUGAAAGAGCAAGAGAAAAGCAUGGUAGCGGGGAUUUAAGGGCUUCCGAUAUUCUCAAUGCUCUACUUGAAAGCGAGACGUUUACCACGCCCUGUAGCAAAGACGCAUUUUCUUCUUCACGACCAACCAACUAUAUGAAUUUGUCAAAUGGCCACGCGGAACGACUAGUACAUGUUCCUGUCAGUUUGGGGGAUAGUUUCUCUGGGCCUUUAGGUGAAAAGACAUAUGCUGAUGAUGCACUCAAUACUGCGAGGCUGGAGCUAUUUUUGGAUCUCGUCUAUACAGGUAACUCCGCCUUUCCGAUACGAGUAAAAAUUCCUGAAUGAACUUGUUUACAUAGACUGCACUUAACUGGAUUGUAACAGAUGUACUAGAACUAAUCUUCAUUUAAAAUUUAAAUGAAUCUUGCCAUAAUGCAAACUACAUUUAGGUAGCGUGGAUAUAAAAAAAAGACACCCUCUUGUACACUACAGGCCUUUUUCUGUCUAAAUUUCAGUACCUUUUGCUGCAUAUUUUUAAAUAAUGUACCUCCUGUUUAUUUUUUUUAACAAUAAUUAUAAAACGUGACUGACCCGAGUUGUUGGAUUCGCUCAUCGUUGAUUGAAGGGCAUAAAUUCGAUUCCCGGAACCGACCAUGCUUCCUUAAUUGAAAAAAAACGUCGGCAAUUUCUUACGGAAUAUGUGAGCCUUAGUCUAAUUUGACGCGAUCCUAGGAAACAGUUACGAGUAGUUUUCUCCACUCGAAAGAAAUUGUCUUUGCCAGAUUUGGGUUUAAAUGCUGAUAUUGUUGCGAAUAUAAGAUAAAUUCAAAUAAAACUUACAUGUAUCAAAAGGUAGUCCAAAUAUUUUUACUCAAAAGUUGAAUAUCGUUAUAUUUUUGACUGGUUGAUAACAACUAUCUAUUUACGUCCGAUACAUUUCCAUACACAGGUUUAUUUUUAGGUUACACGCCACGCCUAUGUCAUCGACUUUUUUACUCCAUGUACUUACUAUUCGCAUUAUGGUUAACAAUUUCGUUGUUACUGUAUGUUUUUAAAUUGAUGGCAUUUUCUUCUUAUUAAAGAUUUUUCUAUUCUGUGUUUGCCUUUUCUAGCCGAAAGUCCAAUUUUAUUUUUCGCAUUGAUUUCAAUUUAUUUACUUAUAAGACAUAAUAGCAAUUUGCGAUCGCGCUGUAUAAAAUUUUACCGGUAAAUUUAUGAAAAAUCGGCCGUUUUUAUGUAAUUUUGAUUAGUUUAAAGUUUGUAUUUUAACGAAAAUGCCCUAAUAUUCUAGCUACAUCUAUCUUUUAUCGACGUUGAAAGUUUGAAGCAAUCUGUUGGAUAUUAAAAGCUCCACACGCGUUUCCUGUGUACGGGACACCUAAAUUUCGCGGUAUUAUUCUUAUCUAAAAUUUACCUGGUUACCUGUUUUCGGUUGCCUGUCGUCGUCUGCUUGUUUAUUGUACGUUUUCACUACUGGAUUUACCUAUGGUGACUUCUUUCUUAUAUCCAUUACUCUGCUCUGUAUGUUGUUUAUGCCACCGUAUAGGUCCCUAACAUCUAUUUACAAAUGCUUGCCUAACUUUACUGUAAAUGAUAUUUUCUUCCUAUGUUUACUAUUUGAUUUCUUAUAGUUGUUUUAUUACCUUUGUUUCAGUUCCAUGUAAAACAUGUUAAAGUUGUUUCAAAUUUUGGUUAAAACUGUUAAAACUAGCUAAAAUAUGACAACAUUUUAUAAAAUCAGCAUCGGCGUGUGCAAGCGAUAAAACCAAUAAGUACUGCGAUUUAUCCUCAAUUAUUUUGGUCCUUUUAGAGUGACCCUCACAAAUAUAAAACAAACUAAACGUCGAAUUAUUUUGACUUAUGUGAGUCUAUAACUGGUUCUUUCCAUGAACGAAGACAAGGCUUAUCAACUGUC
Molecule: messenger RNA, 2498 nt
Organism: Mercenaria mercenaria
Lineage: Eukaryota; Metazoa; Mollusca; Bivalvia; Venerida; Veneridae
Product: E3 ubiquitin-protein ligase XIAP-like
Exons: 5
Coding region: 140-928 (262 amino acids)
Biological process (GO): regulation of cell cycle
Cellular component (GO): cytoplasm; spindle microtubule; nucleus
Source: RefSeq, a predicted model, not a curated record